GCAGUGCGGUUGGUUGAGCGGACAGAGGGAGGCGGUGAGCGGGCAGGGAGAGCUUUUUGUGGCUGCAGACGGAGUUUCACCUCCAGUCUGUUCCCAGCAGGAGCUCCAGAGGAGAAAGGACAAAGAAGGAGUUUUAUUUCUUCUCCUUUGUUUCUUCUUUUUAACCUCGGACGUGCAUGAAGUCGGAGGGGAUUUGUUUCAGGUUUUAACCGGGGAUCAGGAUCUGCACACCGGGAGUAAAUUACGCAGCUGUGGAUGAGAAGCAGCUGAGGUUGCAGGGCACCAGGGGAUCCGUGCUCUGCAGCAUCAAUAACACCCACUUCCACGGUGCAGAACUGCACGCAGCCAGAGGGAAUCCUUCAGAUGCGCAGCAGACACUGAACACAGGAGGGAUUUUAUUUGUUAUUUUUAUGGGUUUUCUUUGUUUUGAUUCCACCGCCCUGUCGUUGCAAACUUGAGAGUCCGGAAUGGGGAAGGAACAGGAGCUGCUGGAGGCCGCCCGCACCGGGAAUGUGGCCUUGGUGGAGAAACUGUUGAGUGGGAAAAAGGGGAUCCUGGGGUCAGGCUCUGGCUCCAUCCCUCUGCCCAACCUCCUGAGCAUGUGGAAGGGCGUGAACGUGAACUGCACAGACAGCUCAGGAUAUACACCUUUACACCAUGCUUCACUCAAUGGACACAGGGAUGUGGUGCUGAAGCUACUCCAGUAUGACGCGUCCACCAGCCUGGCUGACAGCAAAGGCUGCUUCCCACUGCAUCUCGCCGCAUGGCGGGGAGACGUGGACAUUGUCCGCAUCCUCAUCCACCACGGCCCUUCACGCUGCCUUGUCAACCAGCAGAACCAUGAGAGGGAGACACCGCUCCACUGUGCAGCGCAGUACGGACACACCGAGGUGGUUUCAGUGCUUCUUCAGGAGCUGACCGAUCCAACAAUGAGAAACAAUCGGCAGGAAACCCCUCUGGACCUGGCAGCACUUUAUGGGCGCCUGCAGGUGGUGCAAAUGUUGGUGAAUGCUCACCCAAACCUCAUGACGAGCCACACACGCCUCCACACUCCGCUUCACCUGGCUGCACGAAACGGACACCACAGCACCAUCCAGACCCUGCUGGAGGCCGGUAUGGACGUCAACGGUUUGACGGAGAAUGGGAGUGCUCUUCACGAAGCUGCUCUUUUUGGGAAGAUGGAUGUAGUUCGCCUUUUGCUUGACUCAGGGAUAGACACCAGUUUAAGAGACAGUCAGGGGAGGACGGCGCUGGAGAUUCUCAGAGACCACCCAGCACCAAAAUCUCAGCAGAUCACUGCUCUUAUUCAAGAGUACAUGAAGAAUGAGAUGGAGGGACGGAGUAUUUUAGAAGAUCAUGUCCGGAUAUGUCCUGUACCAGCGCCUCGGAUCUCUAUCCCUUCGCCUCCUGCCUCGCCAUCCCUCCACCAUAAAAAUGAUCCUGUGACGAGUGAGCUGUCCAAACUGUUCCAUGACAUCAAGAAGUGCAGAGACAGGGACUAUUCCUUCGAGGAGCUCUGCCACACCAUUUCAUCCCACUCGAUGGACAGCUUUGGGAGCGGGCGGCUGUCUGAUGAGGAGCACCCAGACCGACCUAACGGCACCCUGACUCGAGUCAGCAAGCGUCCUUCGCCGCCUCCCGCCGUAGCUGUGAUGGAAGAUGAGGCGGAAAAGACAUGCGGCCCAACUGGAUUCUGGGAAGCUCUCACCCCGUGUAACGGCUGCCACAACCUUGGUUUUUCCAGCGGCUCUCAGGAUUUUAAACAUUCAGUAGAGCUGAUCACCUCUCCAUCACUGGAUGUUUUCCUACCUGAAGACGAGGAUAACCCGUACGAGUCUGUGACUACCGCCGUCACGCGCAAACCCUGCUCCCUGGAAAUCAACCACCGACUCAACGUCUGCGCCCGUAAUGGUCACUUGUCCCAUGCUGCCGUGAGCGGGGAGGAGCAUGGUAACCAUGACAACUGCUCAACAGGCCCCACACCCGACUGCUCACCCCCCUCUCCCGACACAGCCCUGAAGAACAUCGAGAGAGUCAUCCGUCCUCAGCCAAAGCAGCGCACAUCCCUGUCUUCCUCUCUGGACGUCCAAAGGCCAGUCAACCACAGCUGUGAACCCAGUGAGGUGAGCUCUUCCCUUGGCUACGCCAGCUUCAGCACCAGUCCCCCUGCCAGCCCUCCUCUCAGCCCCAAUCAGGAGGACUCUGCAGGCUCCAACGACGACUGUCAACUCACAGACGACGGGACGUACCAGCGAGAUCCACCCCCUCCUCCUCUUUGCUCUUCCUCCAGUUCAAGUCGUCUUGUGGAGGAAAACAGAAAAAGUCUCAUCCCAGAGGAGUUUGCCGGCCUUCUUCAUGGGUCCUCUCCAGCCUGUGAGCCCCCAGAUACGCCUUAUCACCUUUACAGCCCCAAACACUUUAAAUAUUCCUCUUCAGAAGUUCAGAGCAGCGUGCUGCAGACCCCCGACUUCAGCGUUGUGAUUGGCGGGGGAGCCUCACAGGGCUUAUCCAGAACUGAAAAAGAAUCGUCUCCUCAAAGGGCUGAAAAGCCACAGGUUGUUUAUCGGACCGUCUUCCACACCAGGGUCAACCAGGACCAAGGUCAGCACAAGAACUGUGAGCAGGAGGAUCUGCCUCACGGAUGGUCAACGCGUAGCCAUCCGUCCCCUCGUUCCUCGAGGCAAAACGGAAAAGUUCCAGAGUUUCAGGGGAACCAGGCAGGAGCUGAGGCCAAGGAAGGUUACGAGGAGAGAGCGUGCACCCUGGGGAGGAUGAGGUCCGUCCCGCGCAGCGUGUUGGAUUUGCAGCUGUCAAAGUCCCUUUCCAAGUCGGAUUCAAACCUGGUGGCCGUGUCCCCCAUACAGGAGGAACACAGUUGGGGUUCUGGAUCACGGGGCCAGGGACCCGGAACCCCCGGCUCCCGAGAGGGUGUGAGCCCUGAAAAAAGACUGGAGCGAACCCCCUCCUUCACAGCUGAGUGGGAGGAGAUUGACAAGAUUAUGAGCUCUAUCGGCGCGGGGAUCGGCAGCGGAUUGGAUGUCAAAGAGGUUACCUCAGGUCCCCGCUGCCCGCUGCAGUCCGUUGGACAGUGGUUGGACUCCAUCGGUCUGGUCCAGUAUGAGAACCACCUGCUGGCCAAUGGAUUUGACAACGUUCAGUUCAUGGGAAGUAAUGUGGUUGAGGACCAAGACCUGCUGGAAAUUGGAAUCCUGAACUCUGCUCACAGACAGCGCCUCCUACAGGCCAUACGGCUGCUGCCCAGGGUGCGACCUGUGGGCUACGAUGGAAACAACCCCACAUCAGUGGCUGAGUGGCUGGAGUCUUUGGAGCUCGGCGAUUACACCAAGUCCUUCCUGGUCAACGGUUACACCUCCAUGGAACUGGUCAAGAAGAUCUGGGAGAUUGAGCUGAUUAAUGUGUUGAAGAUCAAUCUCAUUGGACACAGAAAGCGGAUAUUGGCAUCACUGGGGGAUCGGCUACACGACGACACGCCACAAAAACCUCCGCGGGCCAUCUCCUUACGGGAACCUGGAGGAAACCACACUCCUCCUCAGCUCAGUCCUUCGGUAGGCCAGGCAGCGUAUACGGCGGGGGUCCCCGGUGGAUCUCUGGACGUGCAGCACCUCAUUAUGCAGGCGGACGCACGGCGCAGGCAGCGCAGCACCGAGAACUACUUUGACGACGUGCCGCGAUCCAAGCUGGAGCGACAGAUGGCUCAAGUCAGCAUGGCUGGCGAAUGGUGUGAGCCGAUUACGUUGCGUCCGCCAAACGAGGCGACAUCCUCCACUCCUGUUCAGUACUGGCAGCAUCAUCCGGAGAAGCUCAUCUUUCAGUCCUGUGACUAUGAAGCUUACUACCUGGGCUCCAUGUUGGUGAAGGAGCUGAGAGGGACGGAGUCGACGCAAGAUGCCUGCGCUAAAAUGAGGAAGUCUACGGAACAGAUGAAGAAAGUACCGACCAUCGUCCUCUCUGUGUCCUACAAAGGAGUGAAGUUCAUCGAUGCCACCAAUAAGAACAUCAUAGCAGAGCAUGAGAUUCGUAACAUCUCAUGUGCAGCUCAGGAUCCAGAGGAUCUGUCUACGUUUGCCUACAUCACCAAAGACCUCAAAUCCAGUCACCACUACUGCCAUGUCUUCACUGCUUUUGAUGUGAAUCUGGCCUAUGAGAUCAUCCUGACGCUUGGCCAGGCCUUUGAGGUGGCCUAUCAGUUAGCGCUGCAAGCCAGGAAGAGUGGCCAUGGAUCGGCGACGCUUCCGGAAAGCUUUGACAGCAAGCCGGGCAAGCCUGUGCCCAAACCCCGAGUCAACAUCCGCAAAUCAGUUAUCAUGUCUCCCUCCAGCCGCUGGUCACUGGGCCAUAUUUAUACCCCUCACCGGCCUCCUCUCCACCCUCCUCUUCCACCCCCUCGACUCUUCCAUCUUCCUUACAAAGCUCAGUUCCAGAUGGAGCAGCCAUCCAUGGACCAGAAGGGCCAUGCAAACGUGCCGUGGAUUGUGGAGCCUGGACAGGAGGCAAAGAGAGGAGUCAACACCAAGGCAAUGGCGGACGCUCAUGUCUAUUACUGUGGAAUGCAAAGAAUGUAGCCAGCCCUAAACAUGGACCUAGUCACACUUACAAUGCAAAAUGGACUACAAACGGACCCUCUUGCUCACUUUUUAAAAAGGACAACAAAACAUGGACGCCUCUCCACAAUGUUACCCCUCCAUUCACACUAACAGGACUGCAUCGCGACAGACGACCAGUCUGCUCUGAAUGUACACUUACUUGAACGCAGCCUCAAAUUUCUGCAACUGUCGGUUUGAUGAAGCCCAGCUUCUCCAUGGAGUCUGAAAAUGGAUACAGGACAUCAGUGGGCAUGUUUAACAUAAUGGCAUGGGUUCCAGGGUAUCUGGCUGGCUAAUUUCUUAUUUUCUUUACUGUCAGAAAAAAAAUAAACAUAUGCACAGCUGUGUAAAUGUGAUUGGAUUUGCUGCAACAACACGCUAAAGAUGCAACAGAAUUGUCAUGACAAGCCUAUGUGAACAAAACAGCAUCUAGCGUUAAAGUAUUCGUAUUGCCCGACAUUUUAAUGUUUAUUAUGAGAGUAUUAUAUUACCAUGAUAAUCCUUGUGCAAUUCUUGUCUACUGUUGUCUUAUUGUUACAUUAUUUUUCUAUGAUAUGCUGAGAUGAAAACUUUGAGCCUGAGAAUGAUGGUGAUCCUUUAAAAAAUAAAAUCUGAAUUUAGAUGUUCAUACUUGUACAGAGAGUGAAUGUUGCAGGUUGCUUGCUAACUCCUAGGUCAGGUCAACCUCCAUUUCUCAUGGAGCUCUACUCUUAUCUUGCAGAUUUACUAUUUUAAAUGCAGUAUUACUGUAUUAUUUGGAUGAAACAUUAUCCACUUAUAAAAUGUACAUAGAUAUUUUGCCAACUCAUUGUUAAUACAUGAACUGUAAAGAAAAAAUUAAUAAAGACUUUGCAGCAAACGGCACUGGAAAAAAUUUACCAAAAUAAAGGUUUGACAUGUCAAAAAGUGGUAGAUUGUAGAGGUUGUAUUUUGAGUGAAAAUAUGGAUCAUAUGGUGACAUCUCUGCUGAUUUACUAAUAUAUAGGCUUGGGCUUCCAGCACACUGAUUUUUGUAAUUUGGGCCAUUAUUUAUAUCCUUGUAAAGCACAUGAAAUAAAAUCUGACUUGUACAACCAUA
Messenger RNA from Cyprinodon tularosa, 5682 nucleotides. RefSeq names its product ankyrin repeat and sterile alpha motif domain containing 1B (gene anks1b). The transcript is spliced from 29 exons. Lineage: Eukaryota; Metazoa; Chordata; Actinopteri; Cyprinodontiformes; Cyprinodontidae. The record is from RefSeq and is a predicted model, not a curated record. Gene Ontology annotation, molecular function: protein binding. Bases 468 to 4583 code for a protein of 1371 amino acids. Gene Ontology annotation, cellular component: cytosol.